Molecule: messenger RNA, 3996 nt
Organism: Scleropages formosus (Asian bonytongue)
Lineage: Eukaryota; Metazoa; Chordata; Actinopteri; Osteoglossiformes; Osteoglossidae
Gene: ipo5
Product: karyopherin (importin) beta 3
Exons: 26
Coding region: 1-3282 (1093 amino acids)
Biological process (GO): protein import into nucleus
Molecular function (GO): protein binding
Source: RefSeq, a predicted model, not a curated record
AUGGCGGAGCAGCAGCAGUUCCACCUCUUACUGGGCAACCUGAUGAGCCCUGACAACAGCGUCAGGAAGCAGUCCGAGGAGAUGUACGACAACAUCUCCGGACAGACGAAGAUCACGUUCCUGCUGCAGGCAGUCCGAGAUGCAUCGGCUGCCGAGGAGGUAAAGCAGAUGGCGGCAGUGCUGCUACGACGGCUGCUCUCCUCCUCCUUUGACGAGACAUACCCACACCUUUCGCCAGACAUGCAGACGGCUAUCAAGACCGAGCUGCUGGUGGGCAUCCAGACGGAGACCUCGCCUUCCAUCCGCAAGAAGGUCUGCGACAUUGCUGCUGAGCUCUCCCGCAAUUUCAUCGAUGACGAGGGAAACAACCAGUGGCCUGAGGUGCUGAAAUUCUUGUUUGACUCGGUCAGCUCUCAGAACGUUGACCUUCGAGAAUCAGCCUUGCACAUUUUCUGGAACUUUCCUGGCAUAUUUGGCAAUCAGCAGCAGCACUACUUAGAAGUGAUCAAGCGCAUGCUGGUGCAGUGCAUGCAGGAUCAAGAAAACCUACAGAUCCGCACACUCGCAGCCAGAGCAACAGCCUCCUUCGUCCUGUCCAACGAGAACAAUGCCGGCCUGCUCAAGCACUUUGCCGACCUGCUGCCAGGCAUCCUCCAGGCAGUGAAUGAGUCCUGCUACAGGGGAGAUGACUCUGUGCUGAAGUCCUUGGUGGAAAUUGCAGACACGGCACCCAAGUACCUGCGGCCCAACCUAGAGGCGGUACUACAGCUGAGCCUGAAGCUCUGUGCUGACACCAACUUGACCAACAUGCAGCGGCAGCUUGCCCUGGAAGUGAUUGUCACCCUGUCCGAGACUGCGGCCCCCAUGCUCAGGAAGCACACGAGCAUUGUAGCCCAGAGCGUGCCCCAGAUGCUGGCCAUGAUGGUGGAUCUGGAGGAGGAUGAAGAAUGGGCCAUGGCAGAUGAACUAGAGGAUGAUGACUUCGACAGUAACGCAGUGGCUGGGGAGAGCGCCCUGGACAGGAUCGCCUGUGGACUUGGGGGGAAGACUGUCCUCCCCAUGAUCAAACAGCAUAUAAUGCAGAUGCUACAGAACCCGGACUGGAAGUACCGGCAUGCUGGGCUCAUGGCCCUUUCAGCCAUUGGUGAGGGUUGUCACCAACAGAUGGAGUCCAUCCUCAAUGAGAUUGUCAACUUUGUCCUUCUCUUCUGUCAAGACCCUCAUCCCAGAGUCCGUUACGCUGCUUGCAAUGCUAUUGGACAGAUGGCCACAGACUUUGCACCCACCUUCCAGAAAAAGUUUCACGAUAAGGUGAUCUCCUCCCUUCUUCAGACUAUGGAAGACCAGUCCAACCCCCGUGUCCAGGCCCAUGCAGCUGCUGCACUUAUCAACUUCACAGAGGACUGCCCCAAGUCCUUGUUGAUCCCUUAUCUAGACAACCUGGUCCAGCAUCUCCAUGUCAUCAUGGUAGCCAAGCUGCAGGAGCUCAUACAGAAAGGCACCAAGCUUGUCCUGGAGCAGGUGGUGACAUCCAUUGCGUCAGUGGCAGACACAGCAGAGGAGAAGUUUGUACCAUACUACGACCUGUUCAUGCCUUCCCUUAAGCACAUAGUGGAGAAUGCUGUGCAGAAGGAACUGCGGCUGCUUAGAGGCAAGACCAUUGAGUGCAUCAGUCUCAUCGGUCUGGCUGUAGGCAAGGAGAAGUUCAUGCCUGAUGCUGCAGCUGUGAUGCAGCUUCUCUUGAAGACCCAAACAGAUUUCAAUGACUUGGAAGAUGAUGAUCCACAGAUUUCCUACAUGAUCUCAGCAUGGGCCAGAAUGUGCAAGAUCCUGGGGAAUGAGUUUCAGCAGUACCUCCCAGUGGUGAUGGGGCCCCUCAUGAAAACAGCUUCCAUCAAACCUGAAGUGGCUCUCCUGGACACUCAGGAUAUGGAGAACAUGAGCGAAGAUGAUGGUUGGGAAUUUGUCAACCUGGGCGACCAGCAGAGUUUUGGAAUCAAGACCGCAGGGCUGGAGGAGAAGGCCACAGCCUGCCAGAUGCUGGUAUGCUAUGCUAAGGAGCUGAAGGAAGGAUUUGUUGACUACACAGAGCAAGUUGUGAAACUGAUGGUCCCGUUGUUGAAGUUCUACUUCCAUGAUGGUGUGCGGGUGGCAGCAGCUGAGUCCAUGCCCCUCCUUCUAGAGUGCGCACGGGUUCGAGGGCCUGAGUACCUGACCCAGAUGUGGCACUUCAUGUGUGAUGCUCUCAUCAAAGCUAUUGGCACAGAACCAGACUCUGAUGUCCUUUCUGAGAUCAUGCAUUCCUUUGCCAAGUGCAUUGAACUGAUGGGAGAUGGUUGCCUGAACAACGAACACUUUGAUGAACUAGGGGGGAUUCUCAAAGGCAAGCUGGAGGAACACUUUAAAAACCAAGAGGUUAGACAAGCCAAACGUCAAGAUGAAGAUUACGAUGAACAGGUAGAAGAAACGUUACAGGAUGAGGAUGACAAUGAUGUGUACAUCUUGACAAAGGUGUCUGACAUCCUUCAUUCAGUGUUCAGUAGCUAUAAGGAGAAAGUGUUGCCCUGGUUUGAGCAGCUCCUACAACUCGUAGUCAACCUCAUUGGUCCCCACAGGCCCUGGCCAGAUAGGCAGUGGGGUCUCUGUAUAUUCGAUGAUGUGGUGGAGCACUGCAGCCCCUCGUCCUUCAAGUACGCAGAGUAUUUCCUGCAGCCCAUGCUGCAGUCCCUAUGUGACCCCAGCCCUGAAGUGCGGCAGGCAGCAGCCUAUGGUGUGGGUGUCAUGGCCCAGUUUGGUGGGGAGAACUACACGCCUUUCUGCAGAGAGGCCAUUCCUCUUCUGGUGGGAGUGAUCCAGGCAGCAGACUCAAAGUCCAAAGAAAACAUCAACGCCACAGAGAACUGCGUCUCUGCUAUUGGCAAGGUCAUGAAGUACAGACCCGAAUGUGUCAAUGUCAAUGAGAUCCUCCCCCAUUGGCUAUCCUGGCUGCCGCUAAAUGAAGACAAAGAGGAAGCUGUGCACACCUUCAACUUCCUGUGUGAUCUUAUUGAGAGCAACAAUCCCAUUGUCCUUGGACCUGAAAACACGAAUCUUCCCAAGAUAUUCUUAAUCAUCGCAGAUGGUGUUGCCAAUGAGUCGGUGAAACGCGAAGAUGGGUGUAGCAAACGACUGGCAAAUGUUAUCCGUCAAGUACAGGUGUCUGGAGGGCUGUGGACAGAAUGUGUAUCGACACUAAAUGAGACACAGCAGAAGGCCAUCCAAGACCUGCUGAACACUGCUUGAAAAGCCUUAACCAUCUAUCUAGACUUGUCCAACCUAGCUCCUGAAAGUCCUUCCUUUACCAUCCUUCCUUCCCUUUACCUCCACCUCCUUGAGCAACGAACUGUAGCAUGUGUGGAUCUCCUGUGCAGCCUGCUCCCAGCUCCCCCGGCCUGCUGUGGGGUCCAGGUCUGUGUGCGUCUUCUGAGGUCCUCCUUGUCCGGGGGACCCUGAGAUGCAGGCGCCCUACAGUACAGACACUUUAGAGUAUUUUUGUAUCGGAGCGUCACCCUCAUCUUGGUGAAAGGGAAAAACGAGUUUAAACAGAAAUCCAUUUUACUGUUUGGCAAAAUAAAUUUCUGGUAUUUGAAUUUUUUUUUUCUUCCAGAUCAGUUACUCAUAUAGGUGUGUAAUGUAACAAUCUUAAGCGUUUCUAUUCACCUAGUGUAAACUGUACUAAAAUGAGCUUGAGUUGCAACAGAGCCAAGCUACCAUUGCCCAGUAUCAGAAUGGACUGGAGAGGUGGAGACCUCCUAGAGAAGUGUGGGUGGGAGCAGCCUCCUCACGCUAUGUCACUGUUGUCUUGUUUUUUAGACGGCUCAGAUUGCUCACGGAAGGGUGCCCAUGCUCCUGAAGGCUGUGUGGAUAGCCCUCUGAUAAAGCAUUGUAAAAGUUAAUGGCAUGUGACAGUAGCUCAUUUUGCUCCUCCAUGAAAUAAACAGUGAUAAAUGACAAAAA